Pochonia chlamydosporia 170 is the source of this 636-nucleotide messenger RNA. Its product is annotated as acetyltransferase. The transcript is spliced from 2 exons. Lineage: Eukaryota; Fungi; Ascomycota; Sordariomycetes; Hypocreales; Clavicipitaceae. The record is from RefSeq and is a predicted model, not a curated record. The coding region runs from base 1 to 636 and encodes 211 amino acids.
AUGUCAGCAACCCACAACCAGGUUCGAGUUCGUAGCGCAACCUCCACCGGCAGCGACGCCGAGUUUAUAGUUGCGGCAUGGGAUUCCACACUUCCGUACCUCCGUUCCAUAGGCGCCGGCGAGAUGUGGGGUGAUCAGCCUUUCUCCGAGAGAGACGGCUUCCGGGAGGAAAUUGUGGACAUUAUUCGACAGUCCGAGGAUGAUGGAAGUGAUACUCGACGUCUUCUGGUGGCUGAGGUAGACGCAGAGAUAUCUGCAGAUGGUACAACUAGCGCAGUCCAGGUUGGCGCGGCCAUGAUCCGCGACGCCCCCCCAGAUUAUCUCGCCAAGAGCGAAGCGCUCAAGUUUGAGAUGGAAAAGGCCAAGUCUGCCCUAUUUAUCGAAGUUCUUAUCGCGGAUCGGCGAGCCGGAAAACGGCAUAAAGGUGCUGGUGCUGCUCUGAUAGAUGCCGUUAAGCAUCGAGCACUGGAACAGAGCAAAGAGGUCGUGUAUGUGGAUGCCUGGGCUGGAAAUGAGAGAAAGUUAAAUAGAUACUACGAGAAUCUUGGCUUGAGAAAUGGAGGCGACUUUACUUUAACGAGGGGCAAUGGGUCUACGUGGACUGGAACUCUUUACUGUAUAGAUAUUGGUUCGUAG